This is a messenger RNA of Paraglomus occultum, 1593 nucleotides long. The record is from the annotation of a GenBank genome assembly. NCBI's taxonomy places the organism in Eukaryota, Fungi, Glomeromycota, Glomeromycetes, Paraglomerales, Paraglomeraceae.
AUGGAUAAUGUUAUCAAUGAAGCUCUCGAGCAAGUAAAUUUUGGCAAGCUCCAGGAUAAGCAAGGCUCUAUCGUUAAGCGACAUCUCGGGAUGGUAAAACCGGAAAGUCAUGGGCCAGAAGCAUCAAUUAAACCCAGAGAUGGCGCUGCUGGACUUCCAAUUCCAGAGCUUGAAAAACCAUGGACGAAUUGGGCGCAUACUAUUACCUUUACACCAAAGUAUACUUUCCGUCCACAGAACCUCGACCAACUGAUUGCCUGCGUAAAAAAAGCGAAUAAUGAGAACUUAAAAAUUCGAUGUGCUGGUGAAGGCCAUAGCUGGAGUACGAUCUCAGUGACACAGAGUUGUUUGCUAUUGAUGAAUGAUUUGACAGAAGUAACGGUAGAACAACAAUCAAAUGGUGAUUGGGUGCUCCAUGCAGAAGCUGGUGCGUCUAUUUCGAAAAUUGACAAUUAUCUCAGAGAGCAUAAUCCACCGUUAGCAAUGGAGUCUAUGGUUGUUCUUACAAGCAUUACUAUUGGCGGGGCUAUCGCACCGGGAUGUCAUGGUGCAACAACAGAAGCAAGAACGCUUGCAGAACAGGUUGUUGGCUUGGAAAUAGUUACUGGUUCGGGUGAACUACAUAAGUUUGUAGAUGACCCCAACAACCCGGAUGAGAUGAGUGCAGCGCGUGUCAGUUUAGGACUAUUGGGCGUCAUCUACAAAGUGUCUUUCCGUGUCAAGCCAAUGUUCAAACUUCGAAUGAUAGACACGCUUCCGUUGGUAUCGCAGUUUACCAACAAAUAUCUUGAAAAUCUUGUAAAAAACUCUUUUGGAAUUGAAGUAUUUUAUUGGCCGUUUAACUCCUCACCAACAGGAAAAAGGGAUCCUUCGAAAGAUAAACUAUGGGUAAAAACAUGGAAACUUACCAAUGAUAACGUUACUUACGGUGCACUUGAGACCACCUUGUAUCAUCAAGCCCAAAGCAUUUCUAUGGUCAUAGCCAGCGCAGUUUACCAACAGCUUUUAACACAUCCAGACCGCACACCUUUUAUUACUUACCUUGGAGGCAAACUUAGGCUGGCAGAACGUAAUAAUGUGUGGUUAGCACCGGAUGCAAUUCAUUAUCAGGCCGGCAUUGAUAGUGUUCUUUCCCUCGAUACGGAAUUUGCUAUCAAAAUUGACAAUGACUUUACAAAUGUCAUUACCGAAUUGCACUACAUUAUUGACAGAAUUGAUUAUUACCAAAAACAAGGAAAAUUUCCCAUAAACUUAGUCGCCGAAUUCCGAAUUCUGAAAAGUUCAAAGGCUCUCCUGUCAACCGCAUACGAUGAUGAUCCUGACGCCUAUUAUCUCUUCAUUGAGGUUCUUUCUAUUACGAAAACGCCAGGCUAUUAUGAGUUUGCUAACGAGCUUGGUACACGGUGGAUGAAAUUGUACAAUGCAAGACCUCACUGGGCCAAAUAUUGGGAAAAUAUUCCAAAUAUUAAAAGCUACCUUCAUGAAAAGCUGCAAAGUAAAAUCCAAAGAUUUGAGGCGGUUCGCAGAAAGUAUGAUCCAACAAACGUGUUUUUCGACAACGCUUCCCUUCGCCGGGUAUUUUAUGGCGCCUAA